Diaporthe batatas is the source of this 156-nucleotide messenger RNA. RefSeq lists its product as uncharacterized. The record is from RefSeq and is a predicted model, not a curated record. Bases 1 to 156 code for a protein of 51 amino acids. The transcript has a single exon. Lineage: Eukaryota; Fungi; Ascomycota; Sordariomycetes; Diaporthales; Diaporthaceae.
AUGGGCGCGCAGAGACGUGUUGUUGAAGAUCUGCGCUCGAGGCCAAGCAUAUCUUGGAACCGACCCCGAUUCGGUGGUGCGGCCCGGGUAGCUGGAGCCGGGGAGCGAGGCGUCCCAAGCUGCAGCACGGAAGCUUUUGCCGAGACCCAGGACUGA